Rhizoctonia solani is the source of this 1137-nucleotide messenger RNA. Its product is annotated as Histone acetyl transferase HAT1 N-terminus. NCBI's taxonomy places the organism in Eukaryota, Fungi, Basidiomycota, Agaricomycetes, Cantharellales, Ceratobasidiaceae. The record is from RefSeq and is a predicted model, not a curated record. Gene Ontology annotation, molecular function: histone H4 acetyltransferase activity. Gene Ontology annotation, cellular component: nucleus. The transcript is spliced from 12 exons. Gene Ontology annotation, biological process: subtelomeric heterochromatin formation. Bases 1 to 1137 code for a protein of 378 amino acids.
AUGGGAGACUGGCUAUCGAAUUCGAACGACGCGCUGUGCCUCAAACUUGUACGAGCUGCACGCGACGAAGUAGUAUUAACUGAGGAUGAGCGAGGUGUUAUUGAAGAGUUUCAUCCGACUUUUACAUACCCAAUUUUUGGAGACAAAGAAACCAUAUAUGGCUACGCAGACCUCAAGAUUAGUCUUUUCUUCACCUCUGGAUCGCUCUCUAUGUUCUUGAAUGUAGCUUCAGCGGCCAAACUUCCAUCCAAGACGGCGGAUGACAUUGAAGGUACACUGUACAAAUUCAUACCACCUGACUACAGCAAAUCAGCCGAAUCAUUCCAGAACACCGUUGAGAAGGAGGCGGCAACAUUCAAACCGUUGGGCGACAAGAUACACACCUACGUGAGACGGGCGGCUGGUCAUGGAAAGGGGAAGAGUAGAGAUACCAGCCCCAUUUCGGAAGACGAUCCCGAUGCAAUCGUAUUUGAAGUCUAUCAUUCUACUUGGGAUACCCCAGGUUUCCGCGAAUAUCACCGGCGUAUGCAGAUUUUUAUUCUGCUUUACAUUGAGGGAGGUAGCUACAUUCAAGAGGACGAGGAGAAAUGGGAAUUUGUAGCUUCGUAUGAACGCCGGCGCAGCCAUUCACCCAACGAUAGUCUCGAUGACCCACCAACAUACACGUACCACUUCGUUGGUUAUUCAUCGUUGUACCCGUUCUGGUGCUGGCCUGACAAGGUUCGAUUGAGACUGAGUCAAUUCGUGAUCCUCCCACCCUAUCAACACGCUGGCCAUGGCUCUGCUUUGUACAACGCAAUUUAUCAGUUUUCCCUUGGGCGGGACGAGGUUGUGGAACUUACUGUUGAGGAUCCAUCAGAGGCGUUCGAAGACUUGCGAGAUCGGAAUGACAUGAAAAGGCUACUUUCUCUGGAGCGCCAAUUUCAUAGGCUUAUCGAAAUGUUACUUUUACGAGAAUUGGACCCAUCAUCCAAACAAGCCCAAAAGGCAUUUAGGAUACAGGUCAAGGAACGUCUAUACCGGUUUAAUUAUGAAGUACUCGCUCAGUUGGAAAAGGAAGAAAGGCUGGAAAAGCUGGAAGAAACUUUCCAAAACGUUCGAACCGACUAUCAACGCAUUCUUGCCACAGUAAAGUGA